GGAGGAGGAGGGGAAGGGGAAGGGGAGGAGGGGAGGAUGCGGAUGGAGGGGUGGCUGUACCUGAUCCGAUCCAACCGCCUCGGGCUGCAGUACUCGCGGAAGAGGUACUUCGUGCUCGAGGACGCCGCGCUCCGCUGCUUCAAGGCGGCGCCCUCUCCCUCUUCCUCGUCCUCGUCCUCGUCCUCGUCCUCGUCCAAACGCGAGGAUCCUAUUAGAAGUGCAAUAAUUGACUCUUGUAUACGUGUCACAGACAAUGGGAGAGAAAGUGUCCAUAGAAGUGUUUUUUACAUAUUCACACUCUACAACGCCACUAACCAUUAUGAUCAACUCAAGUUGGGGGCUCGAAGUUCAGAAGAAGCCGCUAGGUGGAUCAGGUGUUUGAUGGAGUCUGCCUUAAAGUCCCCAAGAAAAGAUGAGCAUAUUGUUGCUUGUUCACAUAGAAGAUGGCAGGCUUUUAGGUUAAGCCGCCGUAAUAACCGCAUGCACUCAAUAGAUUGGACUGUAUUUUCUUCUGUCCAUAAUGAUCCUAUGGCGGCUGAUGUUAUUGCGCCUUCUCCAUGGACAAUAUUUGGCUGUAAAAAUGGAUUGCGUUUGUUUACUGAGGCGAAGGAUGGUGGUUCAGAGGGGAAGUAUUGGGAUGAUCAUCCAGCUAUAAUGGCUGUUGGUGUCGUUGAUGCGAAUUCUGAGGCUGUAUUCCAGACUAUAAUGUCCCUUGGUCAAUCAAGAUCGGAGUGGGAUUUCUGUUUGCAGGAAGGGAGAGUGGUCGAGCAUAUAGAUGGUCAUACGGACAUAAUCCACAAGAAAUUAAAAGGCGACUGGUUACCAUGGGGAAUGAGAAAGAGGGAUCUAUUACUUAGACGAUACUGGAGGAGAGAAGAUGAUGGAACUUAUGUUAUUCUAUACCACUCUGUUUUCCACUACAGAUGCCGUUCUGAGAGAGGCUAUGUCCGUGCAUGUCUUAAAAGUGGAGGAUACGUAAUAUCACCGGUCAAUCAGGGAAACCAAUCUGUUGUGAAGCAUAUGCUUGCUAUAGACUGGAAAUUCUGGAAGUCUUAUCUGUUUACCUCAUCUGCAAAAAGUAUCACUAUACGCAUGUUAGGAAGAGUAGCAGCCUUGCGGGAAUUCUUCCGAGCGAAAAAUGGAAAUUGUGCUUGCUUAGAGUUCUCAUCAGGUGAGUUGACAAGAGAUAUGCGUCUGCGACAAGGUGAAAACGAGCGGAUAAAAAUUGAAAUGCUGCCAUCAGGCGAGAAUAACAGGCUUGAAGAUCCUACAGAAGGAUCACUGGGUGGUUCCAAUAGACACUUAAGUAGCGCUGGUUCCUUCAUACAACUAAACGAUGCAGCAGAUGAGUUCUUUGAUGUCCCAGAUGAAUCAGAAUAUGAUCAAAGAGAAGCCAUGUGGCCUUCCGAUGAGAGCACACAUUCUGUGGACCAACGACAUGCUAAAUUAUCCACCGCUGCUGUGUUUGUAAGAAAAUUGCAUGAUCUUGCAGUCCAAAAGAAAGGAUAUGUUGACUUACAAGGAGCUGCCGAUUUCGAUAAUGGGUCAUUUUGCUACGGAUGUACUCUUCCAAAAGAUUCAAGCUGUACAAUGCCUUCUACUUGGGCAAUGGCAGAUCCUACGACAUUCUUAAUCCGAGGGGAAUCAUAUUUGCUUGAUCGUCAUAAGAUCAAGGCACACAGUACAUUGAUGCAAAUGGUUGGUGCUGACUGGAUAAAAUCUGAUAAGCGUGAGGAUGAUCUUGCUGGUCGCCCUGGAGGACUAGUCCAGAAAUGUGCAGCACAAGGGGGCAACAAAUUCUUUUUUAUCGUUAACAUACAGGUUCCCGGUUCAUCCACAUACAGCUUAGCCUUGUAUUACAUGAUGGAUACCCCAUUGGAAAAAGUUCCUUUACUUGAAAGAUUUGUAAAUGGAGAUGAUGCAUUCAGAAAUUCAAGGUUCAAACUCAUCCCUUACAUCUCAAAGGGGUCUUGGAUUGUAAAGCAGAGUGUGGGAAAGAAAGCUUGUUUGGUUGGUCAAGCACUAGAGAUCAAUUAUUUCCGUGGAAGCAAUUAUUUGGAGCUUGGAGUUGAUAUAGGCUCGUCAACAGUUGCACGGGGUGUGGUGAGCCUUGUGCUUGGCUACUUGAACAACCUGGUGAUUGAAAUGGCCUUCUUGGUACAGGGUAACACGCAAGAAGAGCUCCCGGAGUUCCUCCUAGGCACCUGCCGACUGAACUACCUCGACGCCUCCAAGGCAGUGUCCAUAGACGAGUGCUGAAGGCGUCUUCAGCGACAUUGACACCCACAUUCUUUUCUGAAGCCAAACUACAGUACAGCAAACCCGCAAAAGACGGCUCAGCUCAUUCGUUUCCCCCCAUGCCGGCCCAUGAUACCCCUUGUAUUGCACCACACAAAAGCCGGGGGGCGAAUUCUGGCUCAUUCUGCCUGCCGGCACUGUACAUUCUCUUCCUGCCGACAGGUAUCUCCAAUGUAAUGAUGAUAGCAAUCUACGAUAACGCCCUCCCUCACCCCCUCCAUUCUUUGGCAUGUAAUCAUCAACAGAAGAGAAAGGGAAGUGUAUCCUAACGGUGACCUCGUGGCGUCCAUUCGGACCUGAGAGAUUCACACAAAACAUACUGUGAGUAGUGAGAUUGCAUCAUUAGAUCCCACUCCAAAGCAACCCAUUACCGGACACUCGACUGAUCCAUACAUUUCCCAUCUCUCCAUCCCUAGCGAGCGGUGGUGGCAGCCAUGAUUGUACCUGAGGACUCGUCAACAACUGAGAGGGACCCAAACCCAAAGUCGCAGGGAUGAUUAUACUCUGAUAUAUGUGCAAAGGAACACUCACGCAGACGCACUCACGAAACCA
Molecule: messenger RNA, 2850 nt
Organism: Oryza brachyantha (malo sina)
Lineage: Eukaryota; Viridiplantae; Streptophyta; Magnoliopsida; Poales; Poaceae
Product: protein ENHANCED DISEASE RESISTANCE 2-like
Exons: 22
Coding region: 37-2259 (740 amino acids)
Molecular function (GO): lipid binding
Source: RefSeq, a predicted model, not a curated record